This is a messenger RNA of Suricata suricatta (meerkat), 6402 nucleotides long. RefSeq names its product protein tyrosine phosphatase non-receptor type 3 (gene PTPN3). The record is from RefSeq and is a predicted model, not a curated record. The transcript is spliced from 25 exons. Lineage: Eukaryota; Metazoa; Chordata; Mammalia; Carnivora; Herpestidae. Bases 15 to 2756 code for a protein of 913 amino acids. Gene Ontology annotation, cellular component: cytoskeleton; cytoplasm; cytoplasmic side of plasma membrane. Gene Ontology annotation, molecular function: protein tyrosine phosphatase activity; cytoskeletal protein binding. Gene Ontology annotation, biological process: protein dephosphorylation.
AUUCAACGAUAGUGAUGACCUCCCGGUUACGUGCCUUGGGUGGAAGGAUUAAUAACAUACGCAGCUCAGAGUUACCCAAAGAGAAAACGCGAUCCGAAGUCGUCUGCACCGUCCGCUUUUUAGAUGGCUUGGUACAGACCUUUAAAGCCAAUAAACAAGAUACGGGUCAAGUUCUUCUGGAUCUGGCAUACAGCCACCUGGGUGUGACCGAAAAGGAAUAUUUUGGUUUACAGCAUGGUGAUGGCUCCGUGGACUCUCUCAGAUGGCUGGAAUCAAGCAAGCCCAUCAGGAAGCAGUUAAAAGGAGGUUUCCCCUGUACUCUGCAUUUUCGAGUAAGAUUUUUUAUACCUGAUCCCAACACACUGCAGCAAGAACAAACCAGGCAUUUGUAUUUCUUACAACUGAAGAUGGAUAUUUGUGAAGGAAGGCUAACCUGCCCUCUUAACUCAGCGGUGGUUCUAGCAUCCUAUGCAGUACAAUCUCAUUUUGGAGACUAUAAUUCUUCCAUUCAUCAUCCGGGCUAUCUUUCUGAUAGUCAGUUUAUACCAGAUCAGAACGAUGACUUUCUAACGAAGGUGGAAUCGCUCCAUGAGCAGCACAGUGGACUAAAGCAGUCAGAAGCUGAAUCUUGCUUUAUCAACAUAGCACGGACCCUCGACUUCUAUGGAGUGGAGCUGCACAGCGGUAGGGAUCUGCACAAUUUAGAUCUAAUGAUUGGAAUUGCUUCUGCGGGCAUCGCCGUCUACCGAAAAUAUAUUUGCACAAGUUUCUAUCCUUGGGUGAACAUUCUAAAAAUUUCUUUCAAAAGGAAAAAGUUCUUUAUACAUCAGCGACAAAAACAGACGGACUGCAGGGAACAUAUUGUGGCCUUCAACAUGUUAAAUUACCGAUCUUGCAAGAACUUGUGGAAAUCCUGUGUGGAGCAUCAUACAUUCUUUCAGGCUAAGAAGCUGCUACCUCAGGAAAAGAAUGUUCUGUCUCAGUACUGGACUAUGGGCUCUAGGAAUCCCAAAAAGUCUGUAAAUAACCAGUAUUGCAAAAAGGUGAUUGGAGGGAUGGUGUGGAACCCAGCCGUGCGAAGAUCAUUAUCAGUGGAGCAGUUAGAGACCAAGAGCCUGCCUUCUCGGUCCCCUCCAAUCACUCCCAACUGGCGAAGUCCUCGGCUCCGGCACGAAAUCCGGAAGCCACGGCACUCCUCCGCAGAUAACCUUGCGAACGAGAUGACGUACAUUACCGAGACCGAAGAUGUGUUUUACACGUACAAGGGCUCCCUGUCCCCAAAAGACAGCGAUUCCGAGGUUUCUCAGAACCGAAGCCCGCACCGAGAGAGUAUAUCCGAGAACAACCCCGCACAAAGCUGCCUGACCCGGAAGUCAUCCAGUUCUGUGUCUCCAUCUUCAAAUGCUCCAGGCUCCUGCUCCUCAGAUGGCGUCGAUCAGCAGUUCAUAGAGGCCUUCCACAGGGUGACCAAAGGGGGCUCCACCGAGGACUCCAGCCAGUACUGCUGUGACCAGAGUGAUAAUGGUGAUGGCUACCUAGUUUUGAUCCGCAUCACGCCAGACGAAGAUGGAAAAUUUGGAUUUAAUCUUAAGGGUGGAGUGGAUCAAAAGAUGCCUCUUGUGGUAUCAAGGAUAAAUCCAGAGUCACCUGCGGACACCUGCAUUCCUAAGCUGAACGAAGGGGAUCAAAUCGUGCUAAUCAACGGCCGGGACAUCUCAGAACACACCCAUGACCAAGUGGUGAUGUUCAUCAAAGCCAGCCGGGAGUCCCACACGCGGGAGCUGGCCCUGGUGAUCAGGAGGAAAGCUGUCCACUCUUUCACCGACAUCAGAUCUGAAGAUGAGCUGAGCCAGCUUUUCCCAGAGGCCGUUUUCCCCACGUGUCCAGAGGGGGGCGACACCUUGGAGGGAUCCAUGGAACAGCUAAAGAAGGGCCUCGAAAGUGGGACAGUGCUGAUCCAGUUCGAGCAACUCUACAGAAAGAAGCCCGGUCUGGCCAUCACGUUUGCAAAGCUGCCUCAGAAUUUGGACAAAAACCGAUAUAAAGAUGUGCUGCCUUAUGACACCACCCGGGUAUUACUGCAGGGAAAUGAAGAUUAUAUUAAUGCGAGUUAUGUGAACAUGGAAAUUCCUGCUGCGAACCUUGUGAACAAGUACAUCGCUGCUCAGGGGCCCCUGCCACAUACCUGUGCACAAUUUUGGCAAGUCGUCUGGGAUCAGAAGUUGUCGCUCAUUGUCAUGUUGACGACUCUCACAGAGCGAGGGCGGACCAAAUGUCACCAGUACUGGCCUGAUCCUCCUGAUGUCAUGGAACACGGCAACUUUCACAUCCGAUGUCAGUCAGAGGACUGCACCAUCGCCUAUGUGUUCCGAGAAAUGCUGGUCACCAACACCGAGACUGGGGAAGAGCACACUGUGACGCAUCUCCAGUAUGUCGCGUGGCCUGACCACGGCGUUCCGGACGACUCCUCGGACUUUCUGGAAUUUGUAAACUACGUGAGAUCCCUGAGGGUGGAUGGCGAACCGGUGUUAGUUCACUGCAGUGCUGGCAUAGGUCGUACUGGUGUGUUGGUCACCAUGGAAACAGCCAUGUGCCUGAUUGAGAGAAACCUGCCCGUUUACCCACUGGAUAUCGUCCGGAAAAUGCGAGACCAGCGUGCCAUGAUGGUCCAGACAUCAAGCCAGUACAAGUUUGUAUGUGAAGCGAUUCUUCGUGUUUAUGAAGAAGGCUUAGUCCAAACGCUGGAUCCCAGUUAAGACAACUGUGAAAACGUUCAUUCCUCUUCCCCAAGGGCAUUCUCCUUGAGGACGGACCUUCUCUCUGGAAGCAGCAAGGGGAAUGUGUAGGCUGUGGGGAAGGAAUGAGCACAUGUGAACCCAGGCACUUUAAAGUUCUGUAGAAGAGGUAUCGUGUACAUAGGAACUGUAUAGACACGCAUGCAGUUACAGCGUCCUUUAGGCCCCGUUACUCCUCAGAACGAGGUCAGCAAAAGGGGAUCUCAGUUUCGGGCCUGUCCUAUUGCCUUCCUCCCUCGACAUCACCAUGUUCCUGUAAACCAUCCUUGGGCCAUUGAGAGGGGACGCCGGCAAUGCUGUUGACCUCCCCAAAAUAAGCUGGUGUGGCUAUUGAGAGUCACUUGGAUGUUUUGUGUGUAUAUGUGUAUCGGACUCUAAGGGCUGAGCUUUCUGUCCUUCUAGGCGGAGCUGGAACCAUUAGCAUUCCCCUGCCCCGUGCGAGGGAAACCCUGAUGAAUGUACUAAAUGGCAGGGUGGGGGGAUUUCAGGCUGAAGAACUUCCUUCCUCUGUCCCGUCUCCCUGCCACGUCCCGUCCUCAUGUCUCUGAGAAUCCUGUCUAGAUGCCCUGCUUUCUCCCUGUAUUACUGACCCUCUUCAGGUGCUCACACAGUGCCUGGACCGGAUUAGUCAUGUAGCUUCGGGCGAGUUUUCAGUUGAGACUCUGAGAACGAGGACUCCCGGUGCGUCCUGUCACCUAUGCGUUCUUUUCAGGAGCAGGCGCUCUUUGCCUCUGCUUUGCCUCUUGCCGUACAUGCAGACCCCGAGACUGGAAUUAUGACUACUGAAUCUACUACAUGGAUUGCUGCUACUUCAAGCUACGUUACACUUGAAACAUGAUGAUUUUCCUGAAGGGAGAUGGGAUAUCAUCUAAACGUGCAGAAUCUUGGCCCUGCUGAGGAAAGAUCGAGUCACGGAGCCAUGGGAAACCCAGCUUCUGGAGGGUUGUCCGUGGAUGUGUGUGGAUGUGUGUGUGUGCGCCCAGGGUAAGUGUUUCUCAGGACUCCUAACUUGAUUCAAAUUACAGUUGAGUUUAUAUAAAGAAUGAGUCUCUGUAUAGAGGAACAAAUGUGUGCAUUCACCCUCAGCUACAAUGGUCUCCAUUUCAUUUCAAAGGAGAGGAUCAGGCUAUCUGAAUAUAAACACAAUUUGAUGUUAAUUUAUUCUAAGUACACCCUGAUUUUGAUUGUCCUGAAGAAUUCUGCCUUUGUUCAUACUGUGUUAAAUUUUUUAAAAAUUUGUGACAGGACUGUAGCAAAUUAUUAUUUAAGGAAAAUAAAUGACGUAAAAAUUUUAAUGUGGUAUUUUUAAAUAGCGGUUCUUAUGUAUCCUGAAGGACAAGGAAGCCAAGCCAGUUUCUUAAUGGGAUUUACAGAAAAAGGAUGCUUUUAUAUCAUAGUGCACAGAAGUGAAGCCAUUUUAAUGUUUAGCGAACUCUGGACCAAUUGAGUAGUUUCCUGGACACAAGAUGGAUAAAGACCCAUACGAUGGGAGGUGGGUUUCUAAAGGUUCUUUAUCUCCAGACUUAGCAUAGUUAAUUGCUAUGGUGCAGGGGUGCGUGGGAGGGGCUCCACAGCGCCCUGGCCGGCUGCUGUGAAAUAGGACACCACCUAAGCCCUCAGAUUCAGCUAACCAGCGGAACAAAUCAGGAAAGGUUGGAAUUAUGCAGUCGGAGAUUUGGUUCCUGGUCCCACUCGUCAAUAACUAGCUCUUGGCCCUGCCACUUACGAGUGCUGCCUCGCUUUCCUCUAUUUUCUGUAAAAUAGGAGAAACAAUGCAGACGCUGUGGGUUGAAUAUGAGGAUUGAGUAAAAUGCCAUCAGCAUGAGUUUUCGUCAGCUAGAAUCUGACACUGCUCCAGAGGCAUUACUUGGAAGAGUUAACGUACCAGUGAUCAGCCCAAACACCCAUGAAACAGAAGUAGAAUUGUAUGGAUUUUUCUAAGAGAAAACUUCUUGUGCUGAGAACAAAAGCACAAAGGGAUAUCCUCAUGCCAGUGCCUUCUUUCAGUCUGGACUCAGAAAAAACUCUACCAGUUAAGUCCCAAAAAAGAGGGGAAGGUGGAAAGCUGAGCUAAAUUUAAAUACCAUUGGGAUGUUUAGCAAAUCAUUGCCAUUUGAUACAAAUGCAUCAUCCCCCUGUAUGCAAGAAGCUCAAGAAGUCUAAAUGUGUUUAGAGAGUCGUGUUUUCUUUUAACCAAAUUAUUUAAUACAGUUGCAGAAAUGCUGUCAGUACUGUACAUAAACUUCAAAAAGACUUACUUGCAACUAGCCUUUUUCUGCCACUGUGCAGGCCAGAAGUUCAGACCCAGCAGAUGUUACGAGGAACAAAAUUUAUGAAAUACUAGGGAAGAACAAGACAAGAGAAUUAUCUAAAGGGGCAAAAUAUACAAGUAAAUAUGACUACAGAUACAACCUAUUAAAUUUUGUACCUCAGCAUUCCCGCUGCCAUACUUUAUACCUACAAACAAUUAUACUAAAGCCUUUUUUGGUCCUAAGUGAAGAGCAUCUGAAUCAUGGGAAAUAUGUUGCCUGAGAAAUUUGGCUGAAUAUGAACAGAGAGGACAUUUUACAUUUGUGUUUUGUUCUCUGGAAAUCUGAUCAGACCCAGUGAUGUGCUGACUUGAGAUGGGACAUCCCCCCCCCCCCCUGCCCCCGUCCCUCUGUCACACCUGCUUUUGGAGUUGUGGCUUCCUGGGGAAAAAAAAGAUUGAACUCCGUUUGGCUAGGGGAGGUCAGGAUGUGGGGUGUUCUUUCACCAACGUGUGCUGGUGUAUAAUUCCUACCACAGUAACUUAUAUUUAAAAAUCUUUUUUAAUUAAUUUUUUUAUUUUAAUUCCAGAUAGUUAACAUUAAAAAUGCUUUUAUUUAGAUUAGUGUAGAUGCUGUUUCUUUUGUGUGGCUACCUGAUAUUUUCGUUGUUGUUCCUCAGAAAUUACCAUUUGAGUGCAAAGAAAUAAAAAAGAAAGAAAGAAAGAAAGAAUUAUUUGAGUGAAAUCAACAGCCCUUUUCAUCCUUCAGAGGUAACAAAAGGUGACCUCAGUAGGGAAGGCUCAUAGGAGACCUAGACUCGGGUGAAUGCAUCAUCCUCAGGCCUCAAUUUCCUUAUGUGUAUAAAGAAGGAAUUUGGGCUGGACUAAAUGAGUUCUUUGGUUCUUUUCAACGUUUACCAUUCUGGGUGUCUGUAUUCAAGAGAAUAGAAAUUAAGCCUAAAUCAGAGCCUUAUAGGUACUGGAGAGAGAUGUGUCAUGUUUCCAUGGCUUGUCCAAGAGAUUGUUCCUCUGACCUUGGCAGGGUUGCACGCCAAGUCAAGGAUUGCCACCGUCUGAUUCUUGCCAUUCUGCACUGAGAUCAGAAUCAUAAAGAUGGCAAAGACUGACCUCAGCCUGACUCUGAGGAGCCAAACUCUGAGGAGUCUGAUGGUUGACUGUCCGCCAUCUUUGUAACCCACAUUCUGUUUGCAGCCAUGAAAAAAUUGGUGUUACGUAGUUUUGAAAAGUAUCUUAAUGAGCAAUACUUCAUUUCUGUAAAUUAGGGAUGUUUUCAAUUCUGACCUGUCAGUGACUCGACUGAAAAAGUUUGAUCAAUAUAAAAACAUUCAAACUAUGCAA